This is a messenger RNA of Phytophthora infestans T30-4, 2033 nucleotides long. RefSeq lists its product as uncharacterized. Gene Ontology annotation, molecular function: protein binding. Lineage: Eukaryota; Oomycota; Peronosporomycetes; Peronosporales; Peronosporaceae. The coding region runs from base 1 to 1968 and encodes 655 amino acids. The record is from RefSeq and is a predicted model, not a curated record. The transcript is spliced from 6 exons.
AUGAAUGCUACCGAAUGUCUGCGCUCGAGAGCUUUCCAGGCACGAGCAAAUGGAGAUUAUGACCGAGCUAUCAAGUUUUACACGAGUUUAUCGACUGCAAAACAGAGUGAAAUUGAGGCGAAAUUCCAGCUCGCUGUGUGUUUAGAACGAACAGGUCAAAUCAGACCCGCGUUAGCAGCUUACAAGCAAGUUCAGAGACUUCCCGGUGGACAACAUGCCUUUGCGUUCUAUAAUAUGGGCAAUUUGUGUAUGCGUGUCGAUAAAGUAGCUCAAGCUGUCGACUAUUUUUCACGUGCGAUUAGUGUCAGCAAAGACAAAAAAGGGUCCAAUAGAGGAUCACCCCCAAGUGCAUUUUAUCGACAGCGAGCAGCAGCGUACCGUAAGAAUGGAGAUUUCGAGAAGGCCGCACAAGAUUACGACCUUGUUCAAAAGAACUCAGGGGGCUCCACUACCUUGGUAGACGAGAGUGUGAUGUACACUGCUGAGCACCUGUACAACACCGUGAAGCGUGCCACAUCUCCGAAGAAAAGAAUCCCUCAACAAAGUACUGAAGAUGCACUGACAGCUUGGACGCUUCAGCGCAGUCUGGAGAUUGCUCGACUUCCACCGUCUGAAAGAAGCGACAGUGACCUUCAAUACCUCGUCGAUUUUAUGCAGAAGAGAUUCUUAGUUUGCGCGGCGUUGAAUCCGGAAGUUUGCAAGCUUUUAUGUCGUGAUCUUGUGCUAAGUCCCGAUGGAGCUCUUCCAGCCCGAACACCAAUUUUUAUGGAUCAGAAUGGUGUUGAAGCUCCACAUGAUAAGUCAUUGUAUUUUAUUUUUCAAGGAAGAGUAUCUGUCUCAAAGACUGCUGCUGAAAUGGGUGCGUCCGACGUCACGUGGGAACCUCCAUGGAAUACUUAUCAAACACCCGUUAAUUCGGACUGGAAGCAAACGCAAUUAGAGCUCUGUGAGCUUGAGCACGGAGAUAUUUUUGGUCACCAAGGGAGGAUUACAAACGCUCCACGAGCGUAUUCAGCAAUUACGACAACAACGUGUGUGAUAGGGGCUUUAUCGUGGCAUCAGUGGAGUCGAAUUGACCGUGCACAACACGAAGUCGAGCGAGACCGCGCCGCUCGAUUCCUCUCCAUGGCCCCAGCGUUCAAUAAUAUCCCCGUAGUAGAUAUCCGCAACCUUGCAAACCGAUCUACAUUUGUCAAGGUCAUCGGCUCCAAAGUCGUGUGCUGUGAAGGCCAGUCUGUGAAUGGGCUUAUACUGGUUCGAGAGGGCGAACUCUGCAAAUUUUCGCCUUGUGGAUUACGAACACCACCUGAUAUGUCCAUAUCAUUCGCACUUAGUGGACGUCUAUCUGAAUCUCAAAGCGCUCGACUAUUUUACACACAACUUGAGACUGCAGGGGAUCCUCUGAGCUUUUUACGUAUUAAUGAGGCGCAUCAUGGAUUUCUUCCACAAAAUUACGUGAAGUCCAAGCAGCGGGAGCUUCUGCGAGCUGCCACUACACGACCAAAAUCAACCUAUACCAGGCGAACAAGUGUCGCUAUCAACUGUAUGGGGACUGGAAGGGGGACAACGCCAACGCAAUCGGUUGCGCUGGCACUGCGACGUGGAGAAUGUUUUUGUGCGUCAUCAUCCUGGGUUCCACCGCGCCAGUCUCGACAAGAAAAACAGCAGAUUCAUGGAAUAUCUUGCGCCAAGGCAGCGUUGAUAUCGGUCUCUACAGUAGAGCUUCUGUUCUUGUCGGCUGCAGAUAUCAUGCAGGGAUUCUCUGCUGAUAGCCGUUCGCAACUACAUCGUAAUUUACAGGACAUUGCCUUGAUGAACAAACAUAAGUACAAGACAGACUUGUCACGUUUACGAGGUCCACCUGGAGGGAGAAGAAACUCGAAUCUGUUAGAGCAGUUAGUCCGAGAUACACAUUGGAGCAAAUUUAAACAGGAGCUCGUGGAGAGUGUGCUUCGCGGACGGACGUGACCUUAAAGGCAGCACAUGUAUAUGUUAUUGGGAUUUAAAUUCUUACUAGCAGAGGAUUCAUUUAA